Molecule: messenger RNA, 2009 nt
Organism: Olea europaea var. sylvestris
Lineage: Eukaryota; Viridiplantae; Streptophyta; Magnoliopsida; Lamiales; Oleaceae
Product: putative invertase inhibitor
Exons: 1
Coding region: 288-815 (175 amino acids)
Molecular function (GO): enzyme inhibitor activity
Source: RefSeq, a predicted model, not a curated record
ACACAAUGUAACAAACUGAGAAAAAGAAAAAUAAAAAAGAUUUAUAUGACAGAUUACAAAUGUAUAUCAAACACUUUAAUUUGGUUGUCCAAGUCAAGACAGUUAUUUCCAAACAAACUUGGAAAAAAUUUCCAAUCAAAGAAUAGGGCCCAACUGCAUGUACCAACCCAUUACUAAAACAGCUAUACAAACCAUGUCAUAAGGUGAGAAAUAAUGCAAGAACAAGCAGCCAUAACGUACCAUAAUAGCCAAGCAAAAAUGAGGCCUUUCUCUUCUUCAUUGUUCCCAUGCUCUUUCUUACCUUCUCGAUUACAUCCUAUAGCGCGAUGGCCCAGAACUUAAUCAACCAAACUUGCAAAACUUUCGGACAAAAUGAUCCAAACAUCAACUACAAUUUCUGCACAACUUCCCUUCAGGCAGAUCCAGCCAGCCAAAAUGCCACUUUACAAGAACUAGGGAUGAUUUCAAUCAGAUUAAUACACAGCAACGUGACAGAUACACUGAUUUAUAUCGAGAAUUUGAUCGAGAACAAUAAAUGGGAUUCAUAUACAAAGCAGUGUUUGAGUGAUUGCUUUGAACUUUUCUCAGAUGCAAUCUCCUCUGCUAAACAGGCCAUGAAAUAUUACUACGAAAGACACUACGGUGAUGCUAAUGUACAGUUAAGCGCGAUCCUAAAUGAUGCUACGACGUGUGAGGAUGGAUUUAAGGAGAAAAAAGGAGUGGUUUCUCCAUUGACAAAGAGAAAUUGCGAUACUUUUCAGCUCUCUGCAAUAGCACUCUCUGCUGUGAAUAUGCUUCAGACAGGAUCAAACUGAUCCACGAACUAAUCUUAUUUCAUUUUAGGGGUUUAAUGUACAAUUAUUCUGCACAUGAAAGUUUAUAUAUCUGUAGUAUACGACUGUGAGGUUUAUCUGGUGCUGCUAAAGUUAUAAGAUUUUUUGCUGAAUUCGAAACAUUCUUAAGCUGGAAAUUGUGAAUGUGUAACCCAUGCAAGUGUUUGCAACAGUUCUGUAUAAUUUUUGAGAAGCAAUUUCAAUGGGAGAAUUACUUCUGCUUUUGUCUUAAUACUCUUUUUAAACUAAUUAAACAAUCAUAAGAUUUACAUUUUUAGGUGGGACAUUUUUUUUUCCCAAUUCUAAUGAACUAAAUUCGUUUCUCAAUUUUGAGGAGUUUAUAUAUGCUCAACAAAACAAUUACACAAACAUAGCAGAUGAUAGUGUUGAAGAUAUGAAAAGAUUGUAAAGAAUAAUCUCUAUGAUACUUUUUCAGUUGUGUAGAAUUAUUUCUCUUAAUAGUUGAUUGUGUGAUUAUUACACAAUCUUUCCUUUUAGAGUUAUUUAUAUCCCUAUAAAUAGGAUUUUCCACUUUGUAAUAUACAGAAGUUUAUUAUAUAAAAUUUAUAAUAUUCUAACAUGGUAUCGUUGCGAGUUUAACUUCAUUUUGAGUUAAACAUAUCUGAUUUUGUUCUCCAAAUAUCCACAUUUAGUCAAAUUAUUUUUCUUUAUUGUGUCCAACCAAAUCUUUUUUUGUUCUUGAGUUAAUCUGAAUUUGGGUUUCAGGUUGAUUCAAAUCCUAUUAGAUGUUGGCUAAACUUGUUGCUUCCUUCUUGGAAAGUUGAUUUUCAAGAAAAUCGAGAAUUAUUAUGUUAUUUUUUCGUCAAAUUUAUUCCCAUCAUAUAUGUUGUUUUAGCCUCCUUGCGUGUCAGGGUUCUUGUUUCAUCAAUAUUUCCUUCAUCUAUAAGUGUCGUGCUAAUACUAUCCAUUGAUUUUCGGAGUGCUACUAUUAAACAUGGUCUAUCUUUGCCUAUCUAGCUAUUAAAACCAUUUGAGGUUCCUAUUUUGACCUUGUUCAUUAUACUUGUAGGUUUCAUUCUUAUCAACUUUAAGUUCUUUGUUUGGCUUGGUUGACAUACAAGCAAUUUUGAAGUAUUAUUAGAUUUUUGGAAGAGGAACAUUUGAUUGGAUUGAUUUAAUUUUCAAACCUAAUUUGAUUGCCACUAUACUAUAUUG